Molecule: messenger RNA, 3376 nt
Organism: Tetranychus urticae (two-spotted spider mite)
Lineage: Eukaryota; Metazoa; Arthropoda; Arachnida; Trombidiformes; Tetranychidae
Molecular function (GO): nitric-oxide synthase binding
Source: RefSeq, a predicted model, not a curated record
UUACCGAGGCUGUGCAAGAAAGUUGGAGUAAAGUUGUGUGUGAGUUUCAUCCAGAGUAUUUUCACAUACUUUUCCUUUCUUCUUAACUCACUUUUUUUACUCUUCCAACUUUUUUCUCUCUUUCUCAUGUUUAUGUUGUGAUUAUGUUUCAAUCUGUAUCAUCAGGAAUAUACCAAAACAAUCUUGUCCAUGAUGAUGAUGAUAAUAAUGGUAAUCGUGGUUAACAGUCAAAGUGUGAUGAGAGUUAUAAAGCCUUUUUAGCAACAUCCAUUGGGCUUACCAUCCAAAGAAGUUAAAUUUUCUUUUCCUCUCUUUGGUCUUCUUUAUUUCCACCUUCUCCAAACAUUUAUAUAAAAAACUACUACACCUUUUUUUUGUCCCGUCAUUUUCCCAUUCUUAUACUCUAAACCAUUUCCGACAUUUCCAUCUCCACCAACUGGAUCUCCAACAAGACAACCAUUAACCAUCACCACAAGUCAUCGUCAUUAGUCACCAUUAGUCAGUGAAUUGAAUCUCUGUCCUCAGUGUUUCCAUCAACGAUCACCGCCAUGCCAUCACGAAAAUAUAUUUAUUUAGACGAAUAUGAUUCCCGAAUUGCUCUUUACUCGGAUGAAGCCUUCCAACAUGGGAUCACAUUUAAUGCAAAGUUUAUUGGUGUAUGUGAGGUUCCUCGGCCUAAUUCAAGAGUGGAAAUCGUAGCUGCCAUGAGACGAAUACGACAUGAAUUUAAAUCGAAAGCCAUUAAAAAGCGUAAAGUAACCAUUGAAAUUUCACUUGAAGGUGUCAAAGUUGGUCUUCGAGAAAAGGCCAAAGUUGCGACUCGAGUUACACUCAUGCACCAUCCAAUUUACAGAAUUUUUUACGUUUCUCAUGAUUCAUUGGACAUGAAGAUAUUUUCCUACAUUGCCAGGGAAUCCAAUGUUUUCAAAUGUUGUGUCUUUAAAACACCCAAAAAGUCUCAAGCAAUGAGGAUUGUCAGGACAAUCGGUCAAGCAUUUGAAGUUUGCCAUAAACUAAGCGUACCAUACAAUACAACUGGCUCAAUCCAAGACGAAUCAAGUCCAAAUCGUAACCAGAGAAGUGUGACAACAAAUCCUAUCGGCAAUAAACGAGCAACCGACAAUGAAAGCUUAGGAAGUCCGACAAACACUGAAUCCUCAUUGACACCCGUUAGUCCCAGUCAUCUGAAUAAUCGUCCAAACACACCGCCAACACCUACCUUUGGAAGCAUCCAAAAAUCGACUGAUGAGGGUUGCUUAGAUGAUCGAACUACAACCAACAAUAUAAUCAACAGCAGUACCAUUAAUAGUAUCAAUAGUCUAAGUGCUCACACAAACACAACCAGUAACAAUAUGAACAUCAAUGAGAGCAACAAUAAUGCGUCCAAUAAUGUACAUUACAAUUCAUCUAAUGGCAAUAACAACAAUAGUCACCAUCUAUGCCGAGAGUCUCUUGUCCAUAUAUCUGAUAAUCAGUACGAAAGUUUGGUGACUUCAUUGAAAUGUUUGGAGGAGAAAAUGUAUAAUCUAACUGAUCGUAUUUCAACGAUUGAAUUGAAUCAGGAAAAGUUGCUUGGAAUGGUUGGUAAACUUUGCGCUCUUCAGGAAGAAGAUAAACUGAAUUGCAAGGAUAAACAGGUCAAUUCCAGUACAACCAAUUGUAAUGUGAAAAACAGCAACAGCUCAAACAAUUUGAUUCAACCUUCAUUUCAAACCAUAAAACCUACCUCUUUACCAGUGACCAAUGGAAAAUUGAAUUUCCCUUCUGUCAUUAACAAUAAAUCAGUCAACAAUUUAAUAAACGGUCCGUCAACAUUAACAGUAAAUCCAGUGACCACAGUUACAACCAAUGCAACCUCCAAUGGAACAACCAUUCAAAGUCCUUCUCUCAAUGAGAGUCUAUUUUUCAAAUCUGAUUCCCUGUUUUUCGAUUCUGAACCAUUAAGAGAUUCUCUAUUCUCUUUAAACGAUGACAUUUUCUCAACCAAUCAAUGAUUAUGAUUAUCGAGAAAGGAUCAAAUCGAACCAGUAAAUAAGAUGAAAACAAUUAGCACUCUUGGUUGUAAAAAGAAGACAAUUUUACACACAAAGUCACACUUGACGAAUCUAGAGCAACAAGAAAUAUUCCCAAUGGAAAAUAUUGAGACGAAAAUUAGGAACCAAAUUUGACAUGAAAUUUGAAGAUGACACUUGGAAACGUUGAUAGAUUGGACAAUUUAACGACCCAAACGACUCAACCAUUUGACUUGAUUUUUCCUGUUUGACAUUUCUUGUCUUUCCAACUUCAUGGUUAAAUCAAUUGAAAGUUGCAAUCCAUAUCUAAAUAAUUGUUAUUAUUUAGCCAUAAAUCAUUUUGAAGUGUGCCUUUGCGAUAAUCAUAAUCAUUGUUUCCUUUCGGAUUCUCUGGUUAAUUUCAAUAAUUAACAUCUUUGUUAUUAAAGUAAGCAGGAUGGUUCAAGAAAAUGUAAUUGGAACAAAUACAAUCUUCAUUAAAUCUUGGUUCACCCAAUUUUAAGUCAAAGAGUUGUAAACAGAUUUUCAAAGAUACGCAAAGUAAACAAUGGAUCAUUACCUUGACCGGAUUGUAUGAUUUUAUAUUUAAAAAUGUUGAUUAAGGAGAUUAAAUUUUGGCAAGUUGAACAUUGUUUGUACCAUUCCAGCUCAUUACAUUUUACACUAAAGCCAAGUCUGUGAAAAAUACUUGAUUUUCAAGAUAAUUGUUCAUUUCCAUCUUGAUCAUUCAGUCAUCUUUAUUUUCAUCAUGUUAUUUGCUCCAUUGUGAUUCAUCAUUACUUUGACUGUAAACAACUGUUAAUUCAACUUGCCAAAGAUUGUUCAAUCGUAAAAGAUAUUCUUAGUACAUUGAAUAUUGAAAGUAACCCAAAAGAGUACAAUUCAUCUAUGCUUCCAAAUCGACUGGAUAAAUCAUCAUUGGAUUAACUUUUUAAACAAUAACUUUGCUGGUUUUAUGGGUUUACCUGGCAAUUUGGAAAGGUCCAAUGAAUUGAGAAACAUUUUGGCAAUGUUUAUGAUGUCUGUCUGACUUCACCCAAUCUCUAUCUUCACACCACCAUCAUUUCUUAAUAUUUAUUUCAUCAUUUCCAAUGUUGAUUCUCUUCUUUUUCCGGCCUAAUCGUUAUGAUUAAUCACUCAUUGCUGGACACAAAAUGGUUAAAAUUAGUUAAAAAAGUUGUACAACAGUUCACACUUUGAAUGCAAAAACAAUGGAAUCUAAUUUUGCAAAGCAAUCCAACAUUGGUACUUCUCUCAUCUACACUGGCAAACGAAUACAUCAGUCAUGACUUAAUUUAAUGUCUCAUUGAUUAUAUAUCAUUGAUUAUUUAUGUGUAUAUCUAAUUAUUUUAUUUAUUAAAAAU